AACACAACAGUGCCAGACUGGUGUGAUUAGACUACAGCUCCAGUAGUCAUUAAACAAACAUGCAUUGUCGUCCAGUUUCUUUUCAGUGGAUAAUUUAGCGACGCAUUAGCUUAAUGGCAAUACUCAAUUAAAAGCAUUUGUGUCAAAACUAAAAAAGAUUUAAACUAGAAAUCCCAUUGAUUCAUGUUGCUGUUGUUGACAUCUGUUGGAGCAGACUGUGGACUUAUACUUCAGUGCUGUGGGACCCAUAAAGAGAGGCCCCUGUUGUAUCUUCUCCUGCCUUGGUCAGGGUGUGAACUGUGCUACUGCCUUUGGCUGUUCUGUUUUCCCCCUCCUUCUGUGAAGACCUAUGCUAGGUAUUCAAAGAGAAUCGUUCUGUUCUUCUCAUGUCAGCCUUGGCCUAACCUCUAUUGACUGAGCAGGCAACUGAAAACCACGGUGUCGCUGGUGCCAGAGCUCCUGAUGGCUAAAUCCAGGACAUUACACCUUCUCUCCAGAAUGUAUCAGUGAUUCUGAGAGGGCACGCCACUCUGCCAGUCUUCCCGGCUGCCAUCCAUUCACUGUUUAUGUGGACCCUUGUUUUAUCUUGACUCUUCACAGCUAUCCACUGAGAUUAAAAGACAAUUCAUUUCACACAUUUUUCUUUUUGACUUGUUGGAGCUUUCCAUCGUUUCCUCUUGUCAGAUGGUUUUUACCAUUUCAUGUCAAGGAAUAAAUUGUGUCUCAUGCAUAUUUACUUUUAACUCCACUCCCACUUGUGUAGGCACCGCAGAGUGGACCUUUACAAAUGGCAGAGAAGCCUGAGCUCUAAAUUCUGCCACGAAAUGCCUGUAGGUGCCGUGCAGAGAAGUCAUUGCGUAAGGUUGAGAAAUGACCUUAUACCAAUGCAUUCAUCUGUGACACAGCGGAAGAGGUUUGCAGCCUGAGAGAUGAGCCAAACAGGUUCUCAUUAAUGUUGAUUUGAAAAGGCAGUAAAGUAUUAUAGCAGUGGAACAAUCAGGUCAGUGAUCAGAUUUAAUCGCAGGUGGAAUGCAUGUCUUUGUGCCAUGAAGGGAUAUAGCUGAAUGAAUUGGGAAAUGUUGCCUGGAAUGAGAGUAUGUCCAGAGCAAGUUAAAGUUGUAACAUACAUGUGUUUUCUACAAUGAUGUUUUGGCCCUCACAACAUUAUCAAUUUAUAACAUUGAGAUGGAUGGUGGCAAUAACCAAUAAUGAACUAGACUGGGGGUGGGAAGUGCAUGGCGAAAAUAUUGGCGACUCUCUCUGAGCCAGCCUACAAUCAUACCCAUACCUCUGGGCCUGCAGUCCAACAGCGGCGUCCGUUCCACUGGCUUCCCAGCACCCAUGUUGACCAUCCCGCACCAUGCCUAUAUGUUAAAUUCCUUCACAGCCUGCCACUCAGCCGCAACUGUCAGCUGAGCAAGGCUAUGAACAAAGCGGUAUUCACCCUCCCCUCUUACCAAGACCUCUUGCUCAGCACUACUACUAUGCUACACCCACUUUUCUAACUUCUGUCUGUUUAUACUGUUGGGCCAUUAAAACCUCUGUGGGUGGCCAGCAUCCACCUUCUGUCCACAAGUGGUGAGCAUAGCAGACAUGAAUCACGACUCUGACUCUGCAGCCUGUCCACGAGAAAGCAAGGUCCUGCUUUGUGUCUAGUUGGAAAUCUAAAUAAGUGUUUCCCACGUACUUUCAACCUGUAUCAUGUGUUACACUUUUAUAGGAAACGGUUAACUCUGAUAGCUGUGAAAGGACAAAUAGUUCCUCCACACACUAAUAUUGUUGUGCAAGUAAUCCAAUACAGGUCUUGAUGAAUCCAUAGAGAUUUAGUUAAAUUGGGAACUGAAAUUGCAUAAGCAUCCAAAUGGAACUCAAAGCAAUGUGAUUAUGACACUUUGUUUGGCCUUUCAUGUCGACAGGUUGAGAAAAAACAUCUGCUAUCAUCCACGUUAGUCAAGAUUAUCCCAGAUUACUAACCCUUAAUCAAUCCCUUUGUGCAGGGGCACAUAAUGAGGAUAAUGUUAGAUUGUUCACCAUUAGCUGUUAACCCUCAGUCUUGCAUGAAUUACUAAUUUCUUGAGAGUUUUGCAAUAUUUCAGGGGAGCUUGUAGGAGGAGUAUUUUAAUGAAGAUUCCCUCUCGCCUUUUUAUGAGUGAUCAGCGAUGGUCAUAAUUGGUUAUAUUCUUCAUGACAGGCAAUGAAUAGGCCUAAUCAAAUCAUCAUGAUAUGUUCUCUUCUCACUGAAUUUGCAGCAUGGAAACAAAUAAUUUGUGGUUUACAAGUUUGAUUGAUAAAUUUAAACAUUUAUUCAAGAUUGCUCUAAAUAAAAAUUGAAAGAUUGAAAAACCAGCAGACUGAAGUGCUGUUUUCUUUUAAUUGUAGUUUCGGUAACUGGAGUAUGUGAAUGGGCGCUGCUGGUAGCCUAUAGGGCUCACUUCAGCAUUCUCAGUGGUGCCCUCUGCUGCAAGAUGGUGUGGGAUCAUGCUUUUCACAUGUGUUGCUUAUCGGACCGCAAAGCAUCCUGGCUUCUGCUUUGACAGACUGACUUGCAACUUUGAAUUCAGGCUAUUGACUUCUGAUAUUAUUUUCCCUUAAAGUGAUUCCUUCAACCUGCAUCCUUAUUGGAGAUGCUCCUGUCUUUGCUGCUGUGUGCCAUCUGUUUGCUCAUCCUACCGUCCUCCUCUACCCCCAGCCAAGCCUCAGAUGACUCCAGACUCCUACAGGUGACCAUCCCUACGACCCCUCCCUUAUCUGCCGUCUUGGGGGGCUCUCUUACCCUACCUUGCCUGGUGUCUCUGUCCCACCCGCCCCCCAACAUGAAUGGCCGCCACGCCGUCCUCUCCCUACCCAGGGUCAAGUGGAGCAUGCUGUCCCAGGGGCACGAGACUGAGAUCCUUGUGGCCCGAGGGGACAGGGUGAAGGUCAGCGAGGCCUACAAGGACAGAGCCUCCCUGCUCCAUUACGCUUCCUCCCCGGCCGACCUCACCCUGAGGCUGGAUGGCCUGCAGUACAACGACUCUGGCUUCUACCGCUGUGAGGUGCAGCAGGGCCUGGAGGAUGCCGACGGUGUGGCUCAGGUCAAGGUCAAAGGGGUGGUGUUCCACUACCGGGAUGCUUCCAGUCGCUAUGCCUUUACCUUUGCGCAGGCCCGGGACGCCUGUGAAGAGAUCGGGGCUCACAUCGCCACCCCAGAGCAGCUCUUGGCAGCCUACCACAGUGGCUAUGAGCGGUGUGAUGCGGGCUGGCUCUCAGACCACUCAGUGAGAUAUCCCAUCCAGAUGCCACGAGAGGGAUGUUUUGGAGACAUGGACGGGCAUCCUGGAGUGAGGAACUAUGGGCUGCUGGAACCUGAUGAGCUGUACGAUGUAUACUGUUAUGUGGAGAACAUAGAGGGGGAAGUGUUCCAUGGCUCUUCCCCCCGAAGUUUCACCCUGUGGGAAGCUAAGGCAUAUUGUCUGGCUCAGGGAGCGGAGCUGGCUACCACAGGUCAGCUGUAUGCAGCCUGGAAUGACGGACUGAACGCCUGCAGCCCGGGGUGGUUGGCUGAUGGGAGUGUACGCUACCCCAUUGUCACUCCCAGGGAGCGUUGUGGUGGAGGGGAGCCUGGGGUCAGGACUGUCUAUCGCCAUUUGAACCAGACAGGCUUUCCAGAGGCACACACUCGCCAUGACACUUACUGCUUCCGAGGCAACAGCAACACUCACACCGAAUCUCCCCAUGAUUACCUGGCAACAGAGCCAGAGGACAUCGGCCAGGACAUUGUGACGCUGUCUGAGCCUCUGGAGGAAUUCAGCCUGGGUCAGGUGACGGAGCAGGUGAUGAGCGAAGAAGUUCAGGGCUACCUGACUGCACUCCCUAUUCCAGCGGAGCAGCACCCAUCAGAGCAUAUAGAGGAGCAGGGGGCUGUCCCUGGUGAGCAGUACCCAGAGCAGGGGGCUGUCCCUCGGGAGCACGGAGAAGAACAGGGGGUUGUUCCUGGAGAACACGGAGAGGAGCAGGGGGGUGUUACUGAGGAGGUGUACAUCAAGGAGGACGGAGGGGAGCAGGAGGCUGUGCCUGGGCAGCACAGAGAGGAACAGGGGGUUCAUCAUGGGGAGCAGUACCCAGACCAGCCUGGAGAGGAGCAGGGGGCUGUCGAUGGCCCGGGCCCUACUGUAGUCUAUCACGAGGAGCUACCCUUUCCGGUUGAACCCCAAGACUCAUUCACCCCCACAUCCUUCCCCCAAGACCUGGAGCCCACAGAGGACACCUGGCAGCUGGUGAAAGAGGUCAGCAACCCAGAAUCAUAUCAGCCCGCCCCUGAGGAGGUACACUUAGAUUCAAACUACCCAGUCACACCCUAUGAUGAGCUGAAUGCAAACCCAACACUGUAUCCACCUUCUCCCGAGACAAAUUAUGAAUCAGAUGAUCUUACAACUGCUCAUGAAGACAACAUUGGUAUCCCCGAUCCCUACCAGCCCUCGUUAGAGUCAAACAUGGAAUCAGGAGAGCCCUCUAUAGAGGGUGUACCAGGGACUGCUCUGGAGGCCCCCGUGCCCACCACAGCAUAUGAGGAGGUGGACAGGUCCAGUGAUCCACAUCCCAUGCCUGGCACAACCCCUGAGAGUGGUGAGUCUCAGUAUGGUAUUUCAGAGGAAAGCCAUCUGCAAACAGGGAUCACCCAGGAGACCGAACACUACACUUUUACCUCUGAGACCACAGGCUCUAAUGUAUCAGGAGUUGAAGCCACUACUAGUUAUGACAGCUCUCCAGAGGAGCAACUGGAAAGCGGGCUGCCCAUACCUCCUGAGGAAGACCACUCCAGAGAUGAGCAUGCCAUCCAGGGGGAGCAUGUCACGGACACGGUCUACCCAAGCACCUCUUAUGACCUCUCAGGAGGGUCCAUCAGGCCUGAGGGAGCCAUCACUGGGGGUGUCGAGGAUACAUCUGUAUCUUCCACUUCACCUCAUGAGGAAACGGAGCUCUUCCCUGACCAGCCCACCACUCAGCCUCCAUACUGGGAGAGCACAUCUGAAUACCACCGAACCAACUCUGUGGACCACAGUGCCAGUGUCCUUCUCCCUGAGGAGCAUAUCACAUCACUGGACUCAUUGGUCCUCCAGACAGGGGAGAACAGUGGCUCUGCUACUGCUGAGUCAGGAGACCUGGCUACCCUAAGCCCAGUGGAGAUGGACCCCUAUGAACUGAUCCCUACCUCUGAAUAUGCUUAUGACCCCACUCAGGAGCAGUCUGGUGUCACGUCACCCGACUCCUCUACCCUAGAUGACCAUGUGGAGCAGGAGGCAGGAGGCACAGUGGACUCAUUACCAGAAGUUUCCAAUGGUUCCACUGACCAGGAUGAGCACACUGACCUGGGUUCAGUUCCAACUGACGAAGUCCUUACAGUUAUUUAUGACACUGACUCUAGUGAAGCCUCUGGGGUCCACAAGGGAAUGCUUGACAUUACCCUUUUGACAUCCCCCAUACCUAUAACAUAUUCCCCCCCGACCCAGCGUUCCGUGGAAGCAGGGGCCAGCUCCCCAGGUGACUUCAUAACCGUCAUCCCAGAAUCCAGCGUUCCAUCUGGGUUUGAACCCCUGGAGGAAGGGCUGGAGAAGGUGGAGCAAGAGGGGUUGGGUGAAAUCCCAGAAGUAGUCGAAACUACUACCCCAGAGACAGCUUCUGGUGAGGAGGUGAGUGGAGAAGAGGAGAGUGGUCAGGAGGUGAGUGGAGAAGAGGAGAGUGGUCAGGAGGCGAGUGGAGGCAAGGAGAGUGGUCAGGAGGCGAGUGGAGGCAAGGAGAGUGGUCAGGAGGCGAGUGGAGGCAAGGAGAGUGGUCAGGAGGCGAGUGGAGGCAAGGAGAGUGGUCAGGAGGCGAGUGGAGGCAAGGAGAGUGGUCAGGAGGCGAGUGGAGACAAGGAGAGUGGUCAGGAGGCGAGUGGAGGCAAGGAGAGUGGUCAGGAGGCGAGUGGAGGCAAGGAGAGUGGUCAGGAGGCGAAUGGAGGCAAGGAGAGUGGUCAGGAGGCGAGUGGAGGCAAGGAGAGUGGUCAGGAGGCGAGUGGAGGCAAGGAGAGUGGUCAGGAGGCGAGUGGAGACAAGGAGAGUGGUCAGGAGGCGAGUGGAGGCAAGGAGAGUGGUCAGGAGGCGAGUGGAGGCAAGGAGAGUGGUCAGGAGGCGAGUGGAGACAAGGAGAGUGGUCAGGAGGCGAGUGGAGGCAAGGAGAGUGGUCAGGAGGCGAGUGGAGGCAAGGAGAGUGGUCAGGAGGCGAGUGGAGGCAAGGAGAGUGGUCAGGAGGCGAGUGGAGGCAAGGAGAGUGAUCUGAAGGUGAGUGGAGGCAAGGAGAGUGAUCUGAAGGUGAGUGGAGAUGAGGACAGUGACCAGGAGGUGAGUGGCCAAGAGGAGGUGGAGUCCGGCCUAGGAUCAGGAUCAGACGAGGAGCACUCUGAAUCUGCUGAAUCUGGAGAAAGCUCAGGGAUCCUUGAACCAGAAGUCCCAUACAUGAAUGAAACUGUCAUUCCCAUCAAUGGCACAACUGUCAACAGCAUAGAUGAAAGCGAGCGUGAGUCGAGUACAGAUGCGCCUUCUACUGAUAUGGAAAUCAUGCUGCUCUCUGACUUGUCCCAGACCCCCCUGCCCUCCCCCACCAUACCCCAAGAGUCCCGGGCUGAUGUAAAUCUGGAUUACAGUGGGGAGACCUCACUCACUGAGGACCCUGACUCCUUUACUCCACUCACUAAUGAGCCUGAGGAGACCCCCAGCCCGACGCCCACCACAGAGGACUACGAUGACCAGACUACGACGGCAGCACCCCUAUAUCCAGAGGACGUUGAUGAGGAGAAACUGAUUACCAUUCCUACUACUCCAAGAUUUGGGAACAUUUCAGAUUCCUGCCAUGAGAAUCCUUGUUAUAACGGGGGAACAUGUGUGGACAGUGGGUCUUCAACCAAGUGCCUUUGCUUGCACACCUAUGGAGGAGACAUGUGCCAGACAGACCUGGAGGUGUGUGAGCCGGGUUGGGAAAAGUUCAUGGGCUUCUGUUACCGACAUUUCACCAAGCGCCAGGGCUGGGAGGUGGCAGAGCAGCACUGUCGUAUGUGUGGCGGUCACCUGAUCUCGGUCAUGACCCCUGAGGAACAGGACUACAUUAAUGAUAAGUACAGAGAGUACCAGUGGACGGGACUGAAUGACAGGACCAUAGAGGGAGACUUCCGCUGGUCUGACGGGAAUCCUCUGUUGUAUGAGAACUGGUACCGGGGCCAGCCUGACAGUUACUUCCUGUCUGGAGAGGACUGUGUGGUGAUGGUAUGGCAUGACGGGGGGCGCUGGAGCGAUGUGCCCUGUAACUACCACCUCUCCUACACCUGCAAGAAGGGCACCUCUUUCUGUGGCCAACCCCCCAUCAUUGCCAAUGCCAAGGUGUUUGGUAAGUCGCGUCUGCGCUACGAGACCAACUCCAAGGUGCGCUACUACUGUGAAGAAGGAUUCCUCCAGACACAGAACCCCGUCAUUAAGUGCCUAAUCAACGGCCAAUGGGAGGAGGCUCUGAUCACCUGUCACCCUGCCCUGACUAACUUGGCAGAGCAGAAGGUCACGACGCCACCCUAUCAGAAUGAGGGGGUGGAGGUGGUGGACACAGCCACGGAGAAAGCCACUUCAGAGUUCUGGGACAUCAAGUGGAACUAAUAAGCUCAUCAAACUCAAUAUGCCCCUUCCCUCUGCCCCCUUCCCUGGAAUCCUAUGUUCCACUCAAAGACUGUCCAACCUUGUCCCUCCAACAAGGUGGAGCCUUGUAAAAUAAAUGUUCUCCCAGAGAACGAGUCAUCACAUUCCUGUCACCAGCUCUUUCCAGAAUAAACCCAUUUAGAACAUCAACAGACUUGAUCGAUCACACUUACAAUAAGAGUACAUCUCAACAUAAGGCCACUACUAGAGGAAAUUCAUCACAUUUGCACAGUACAGUUUGUCAUUGGAAUGAGCUUUAACGAAGAUGUCCCAUCCAUCAUUGGGCUUGUUUGUUGCAUGUGAUUGUUGACUAGUGAAAUACUUCAAUGUCCACCUGUGCUACGACACUGUUGGAUUAGUGAAUUUGACUGCCAGUAACAUGUAUUAUGACAUGUUUAUGAUGGUAUACAGUAUGAUUUUGAUGGAGAGUUUUAGUAAAGUGCAACCUAAAUCUCAACCUCAGCUGGUCUGACAUUAACUGAAGCCACUUUCCCACUCUGCCACAAAGACAGAAUUAAGAUUUCCACUUUUGUAUGCUUUUGUAUAAGAAGAUCUCCUUAUCAAUCCACAUCUUCUCAAUUCCCACAACCCAAAGCAUUUUCUCAACAUGUCCUCUUAUGUGCUUCUUUGUUUUUCAGGUGUCUUAAACUUUAGACCCAAUAUUAGAAGCCGAUAUCCACUUUAAAAGUACUUGGUUUGAGAAUAGCCAGAAUCCAAAGUUUGUUAUUUUAAAACGUAAUCCCUAAGAUACUAGGAAGAACAUGUGAAAAUGUCCACAAUGGUAUUUCAAUUUUCAUGCAUCAAUUACAUCAUUGUCUUAGUUCCAGUGGAAGUACUACUUUACGUUGGUAGUGUUUAACUGUAAUCAAAUAAUUCUAAUUGCUAAUCCCAUUUGUGACUGCACAAUUACACAAUGAACUUGUUAUGAAAGAAAAAAUGUCAUUGUAAAACGAAUUACAACUUAAUUUUGUUAAUGUAGAGUUAUUGGAUAAUAGAAAAUAAAUAUCUAAUAAAACGAUUACAAUGUAUGUA
Messenger RNA from Oncorhynchus gorbuscha (pink salmon), 8729 nucleotides. RefSeq names its product brevican core protein-like. The coding region runs from base 2625 to 7658 and encodes 1677 amino acids. Gene Ontology annotation, biological process: cell adhesion. Lineage: Eukaryota; Metazoa; Chordata; Actinopteri; Salmoniformes; Salmonidae. The record is from RefSeq and is a predicted model, not a curated record. The transcript is spliced from 14 exons. Gene Ontology annotation, molecular function: hyaluronic acid binding.